This is a messenger RNA of Lates calcarifer (barramundi perch), 4558 nucleotides long. RefSeq names its product p53-induced death domain protein 1 (gene pidd1). Gene Ontology annotation, biological process: apoptotic process; DNA damage response; signal transduction. The transcript has 15 exons. Gene Ontology annotation, molecular function: protein binding. The record is from RefSeq and is a predicted model, not a curated record. Bases 528 to 3512 code for a protein of 994 amino acids. NCBI's taxonomy places the organism in Eukaryota, Metazoa, Chordata, Actinopteri, Centropomidae.
UAUUUUUAAACCGAUACAGACGGCUAGACUCCGCCCGUUGCGAGCCGGUGAACGAUGUGAAGAAAAACGAACUAGGAGCCGUGACGCACAGGGUUUUCUUUAAAAACAUUCGGGCUCAAGGAAGUAGAGCAUGAAGUGGAGAAACAGGUUAAACCCGAGACUAAUAUUACACAUUAUUUCGUAAAUAACACUAGAUUAGCUUGGAAGCAACAAUAGUAACGGAACGUAAAUCUCUAACGUAGCCACAGACAGAGGCCACUAGAUGUUUAAUUGUUAGCUAACUUAGCUAAUAAAUAUGAUGAGCAUAUAACUUAGCUGUAGCUGGCUAACAGCUACUGUAACUUACACCACCCUCACUCAGCAAACAUGUCUAAUAAUUUACUUGUACCUCUGUCUGGCUGUAAUGACAACAAACCUAUCCAGUCGUGUCACAAGUAACGUUACAGACACAUCAUGCGGAAAGAGGACAAUAUUGAAUUAGCUGGUGACAGCUAGCCAGCUGUGUAGUGUCAUUAACAGUGACUUCAAUGGAGAGAGGCAGCGAGGAGGGAGCCUCUCCUGAUGAAGAGGAUGGAGACCAGGCAGCCAGCUGGAUUAUGGGGACAGACAGGUCGGAGGAUGAAGAGGUGGGAGUGACAGAGUCCCAUAUGGACAUUUUGGCUCAGAGGCUAUGGAGAGGACUUGUGUACCAGGAUCAGAAGGAAUCAAAGAGGAGGACUGGACCAGCGAUAGCUGAGGAACAAGCAGAAGUCUCAGAGCUAGAGAGGGAUGAGAGCUCAGUUGCUCCCUCUGUGUCUCCCUUCAGUCUCAUGGACAUCUGUGGUCCCUCCAUGUCAAGCCUCUCCUCCUCCUCCUCCUGCUUCAACCAUCAUUAUACCAGUUUUUCUUCAUCGUCCUCAUCUUCGUCUGCCCUGUCUCUGACUCCACCCUUGCCUCCCUCUGUGGAGCUCUCAGCCGUGUUGACUGACACAAGGCUGACCCUGGAUGUCUACCAGGGUGGGGCAGCUGCACUGCCGCUGCUAUGGGCGUCUGUCCCCGAGCAGUUGAGGGGCCUCCAGUACCUGAGACUGGGCUCUGAGAAUAAACCAGGGCUGGAUGGUGCGCUGGACGUCCUACCCCAUCUGACAAAGCUGCGCUCACUGGCUAUUCGGGGACACCGUUUUUAUGACUCGCAAGGUGACCCUCUGCCUGGCCUCCUCACCACGUUGCCUGCAGCUGUUUCCUCCUCCUCUCAUCUGGUGCACCUGGAUCUCUCCUUCAACCAGCUCUCCUCUCUGCCAUCCUGCCUGCUCAGCAUUCCUUCCCUGUCCUCCUUGCUUCUCUGUCACAACCGCCUCUCGGCUUUGCCUCCCAAUAUAGGCCAGCUGUCCUCCCUCACCUACCUGUCCCUCCUGGGGAACGAGCUGGUCUCUCUCCCCCCGAGUCUGGGUCAGCUGAAAGCACUACAGACGCUGGAUGUUUCACAUAAUCUCCUCCAGCAUCUACCUGAUGAAAUUGGUUCUCUGGAGGGGCUCACUAAGCUGGAAUUGUCCCACAACAAGCUGAAACUGCUACCAGAGACCAUGGGCACUCUCCUUUCGCUCAGGGAGCUUGUCAUCUACAGCAAUGACCUCCGCCUGAUCCCACAUUGUCUGAACAAACUGCCUCUGCUGAAAAUAGAUGUGCGUGACAAUCCUUUGGGACAACCCCCGACCCCUCCCCCUCUCCCCCCUACACCUGAUCAAGCUGAAAUAAAAAUUCCAGAGUUGCACCUCGGAUUUAAUCAGCACAGUUUCUGUGUUUCGUCUGCUGGGUGUCAUGUGUUUCUCCCAGGGGGGGGUGAGCUGCUGUUCCCCCCGGGGUGCCUGGUGACAACCACAAGACUGGAGUGGACUGAGAAAAGGCCGGAAAGGAAGUGGGUGUGGUUGGAGGAGCACGACAUCCUCCUGAGUCGUCCUCUGGAACUUCGUCCCCAUGGAAUUACAUUUCUUAAGCCUGUGGAGGUGUGUGUGCCAUACCAUCGAGCAAAAAGGAGGGAGGUGGUCAUGCGGAGGUUUGACGGACAGACGUGGAGCACUCUGCCUACUGAUCUAAGGAGGGGAAGCGAGGGCCAUAGCAGUCACCCUGGAGGACGUCCAGCCAGGCUGGCGUGCUGCUCAGUGAGCCAGUUCUCCUGGUUUAUGGCAGUGUCCCGUCCAGUGAAGGACAGUUGCUCUGUCACACCAGCCGGAGCCCUGCUGGUGUCCAGCUCUGACCCUGGAAUCAAGCUCCACUUCCCUCCAGACUCCACCUUGCAGACCCGCAACAUAACUUUACAGGUGCUGCAGGUGUCUGUGUCAGAGGUACAAGCACUGUGUGGUGAUCCUCAGACCAGAGUCAGCCCUCUGCUCUGCCUCUCCCAGACUCCCAACAUACACUUCCUGCAGCCUGUCAAAGUUCAGAUCCCUCUGCCACCUGGAGUCACAGGCCAUACAGUUGAUACCACCUGUUUGCAUCUGCUCCACGGAGACCCCAGUGCCCAAACCUGGACUGACAUCACGUCACAAGUGUCUCUUUACGUCACUCAUUUGUACGCCAUUUUCUACAUUACACAUUUCUCCUGGUACUGGCUGUGGUACACCACUCAGCGCUGUGUUAGUGGGGUGGUCAGGAAGGUCUAUCAAAGACUAAAACAGUUUAGAGUCCAGUUCCUCGUCCUCCAGCGGAAAACUGAUCCUUCACAAGUUUUGCUACAGUGUUUACCUGCUAACAAGGUGGAAGGCAGAGUGCGGUCUUUGUCAGAGCAGUAUGAUGGACCUCAGCCUUCAGACCUGUGUGACCUGCUGGAAGGAGAGCAGUUCUUUGCUGGCUUUGAGAAGGGCUUAGAUAUCAGCACAGACAGACCAGACUGUGUGGAGGGAAGACUGCGGUUUGAGUUUUACUCCAGCCUGAAGAAUCUGAAGGAAGUGUACAUCUGUCCGGCUCAGGGUCAGAAGGGGCCAGUGAGAGGACAAGUAUCUUUUUAUAGAGGGGAGAUUCCCAGCAAUCUGCCCGAGGAAUUGUCACGAAAGAGGAAAGGACAUGACAGCCAGUGGCUCGCAACUUUACCACUAAGACUUCCUGCUCUAAACUCAGACAACAGUUACAUCAUGGAGGAGCUCCAAUAUCCUCCUCUGAACCUGGGUGACCCUGAGAGUGGCUAUCUGACAGAAGCCAACCUGCUGUCCAUCUCUCUUCAGAUAGGACAGGACUGGCGUGUUAUUGGCAUCAAUCUUGGCUUAAGCUACCAGGAGCUGGACCGCAUCCAGUACAAGCACAGGGACAACCUGGGAAGCUUGGUGCUGGACAUGCUGUUCCACUGGGCCCGGGGACAGAGCAACGCAGGACCCGGGGCGGUGUCGAGGCUGGUGGCCGCUAUGGUAGAGAGUGGCAGGAGAGACCUUGCAGACGAGAUUGAGGACAUAGUGAGCAUAGGGAGGAGAAAGUACUUGGAGUCACUGAGGAGAGUGGGGCUGGAAGCAGAGAGCUCCUCCCUCGGUGAAACACAGCAGUAGAUGAGCCCUCGCUGGGUGCAGAUGGCUGACUUAAACUUGAGUAACCUGUUUGUUUACGAUACGCCCCCAUCAUCUCAUCCUGCUGUCUAAACAACUGUCCUGGAGUGCAAAAAAUCUCUCAUCUUCACAAUCGUGAGCCGGCCACCAGCUGGCAGCACCUUUCACAUAACCUGGAGAAUGCCAAGAAAAAUGGAUGAAGAACAUGAAGAUGAUGGCCAGUGACUUUUUUUUUGUCUCAGUGUGCAAGACAGAGCUUAUUUCUGCCAGGAAAAGAAAAAAAAAGCAAUGUUUGAUAAAAAUGCUCAUGCAUUACAGUUUUAACUUACCAACUUCAUAUAUCACAGUUUUGAUUUAGUUAGGGUUAUUUUUUCCUCAGUAUUUGAUAAUUAAGUAUAAUUCUGGUUAAUAUCACCUCAUAAUUUUGACUUACUAUCUAAAACUUUCAGCUUCAUAAACCUUUUUUGUGACUUUGUAUCUCAUCAGUUAAAAUUGUGCUCAUCUCAUAGCUCUGACAUAGUAUCUCAUAAUUUUGACAGUAUUGUAAUUGUGGCUCAGUAAGUCAAAAUGAUAUCUUUUGAUAUCUAAUAAUUGUGACCCAGUGUCUCAAAAUUGACUUUGUGACUCAUCAUUUUUGGCUCAGUUAAAAUAUUUGGCUCCAUAUCUCAUCAUUAUGACUUGCUUAAUACUUAAUUACUAACAACAACAGAACUUAUUUAUUAUGUUCUUCUUUAUCUUUUUUCUUUUUUAUCUUUUUUCAUUUCUUGGCAGACACAGCCUCCAUAUAAUUUACUUUUAUUUGUCCAGGACACCGGUGAGAGGCAGAGCAAACACUGGAAGCUGUGGGACAGUCUCAGAGGUCAGAGGACAGCAAAAAGUGCAUGAGGAGGCCAUUUUUAUGGCUGAUUAAGUUUCUUCCCUGUGUGCCUUUGGUCACUGAGCAACCAUUUUACCUGCAGCACAAACUCAGUGACAUAUCAGGGUGUUAGAUUUAUUUGUAAUCUAUGAAUUUAAUGUGUCUAGUGAGUAAAAUGUGAUACAAAGAAAUA